UCUCUCCACUGCCGCCUCCACAGCUCCACCGGUCCACCCACCGCUUCGGCCGCGCACGGAGUCGCGCCGUCCAAAAAUCCUACCGCUUCGCUGGAGAGCGCUGCAGUGGGUUGACGGGCCGGCGGCGGUGGAGAGGAGAUGCGGUUCACUGCGUCUCCGGUGGUGGAGCUUCCGGUGGGGGGCGCGGUGCUGACUUUCGAGCAGGACAACGACUCCUUCGAGGUGGGCACCUCUGUGUGGCCCUCGUCCCUGGUCCUCGUCAAGUUCGUCGAGCGCUGCCUGCGCGACCCGGCCCUCCCCUUCGCCGACGUGCUCCGCUUCCCCGGCACCCGGGCCGUGGAGCUCGGCUCCGGAUGCGGCCCGGCAGGACUCGGCCUCUCCCGCCUCGGCCUCACCGAUCUCGUCCUCACUGACAUCGCCGCCGUCCUCCCCGCGCUCCGCCGCAACCUGCGGCGCAACCGCGGCCACCUCCCCCGCGCGCCUCGCCUCGCCCAACUCCACUGGAAUUGCCCCGCCCAUCUCGCCACGCACGCCACCCCGCGCCGCUUCGACCUCGUCGUCGCCGCCGACGUGGUCUACGUGCAGGAGUCCGUGCCGCACCUCAUAGCGGCCAUGGACGCGCUCGCCGACGCCGAGCGCGGUGUGGUGUUGCUCGGCUACCAAAUCCGGUCGCCAGAGGCGCACCAGGCGUUCUGGGACUCCGUGCCGGCUGCUUUCCCGGUGAUCGAGAAGGUGGCACGGGAGCACCUGGAUCCGGACUACGCCUAUGAGGAAUCCGAUGUGUACAUACUCCGAAGGAGGCCACGGCAGUGAGGUCAGGUGGUGAGCUACUGCUAACAGUUUGCUCGUCAAAGUUGCUUAUUCAGCUCACAGCUAUGAAUGAAACUUUUGGUCAUAGUGAUCAGUGAGAAUAUGUAACUGAAAUGUUACAGGUUUUUCUUGAUGGGUGGAUGCAUUGUUGUUGGUUAGUCAACAACUUGACAUUUUUAUGAUGCAUAAGCCAUAAGAUGAUUGGAUCUAUUUGAUGAGCAUACCACUGUAGGGCGUUAUGAUUAUGUAGUCCUUGCUUUAAAUCGAGAGGUUGCAGCUUUGGUUUAGUUGCAAAUGCUAUACGCCUAUACUUGUAUUGUUUGUUAGGCCAUGUUGUGUUCGGUGAAAAUUUAAGUGGUUUACUAUGUUUUAUGUUGUGAACA
Messenger RNA from Panicum virgatum (switchgrass), 1193 nucleotides. RefSeq names its product protein N-lysine methyltransferase METTL21A-like. The record is from RefSeq and is a predicted model, not a curated record. Bases 139 to 813 code for a protein of 224 amino acids. The transcript has 2 exons. Lineage: Eukaryota; Viridiplantae; Streptophyta; Magnoliopsida; Poales; Poaceae.